Ylistrum balloti is the source of this 3651-nucleotide messenger RNA. Its product is annotated as SH3 domain-containing protein 19-like. Gene Ontology annotation, molecular function: protein binding. The transcript has 14 exons. The coding region runs from base 1 to 3474 and encodes 1157 amino acids. Lineage: Eukaryota; Metazoa; Mollusca; Bivalvia; Pectinida; Pectinidae. The record is from RefSeq and is a predicted model, not a curated record.
AUGGCGGAAGGGGGAGUAACACCUCAACAUUCCCUCAAACCACCGCCGAGAAAACAGUUACCUGAUGUGCCUCAAAGACCUUCAGUCACAGAUUUGGUCAGAGCACCUUCAACUUCUAUCCCAAGGGUUCCAUCACGAUCUGCUCCACCCAUUCCUGGGGGUAGUGCACCACCAAAGCCCCCCGACCCAGGGGGUAGGGUUCCUCCAAAGCCACCAUCUAAACCACCUGCCUCCACUUUGCCUGGCUCACAACCUGUGCCUUUGAGGGGGGAUAGCUCCAGAUUAAAAUCGGAUCAGACGAAGAUACCACCAAGGCCUGCCUCUACAUCUGGUGAUAAAACAACAACAAAAAGACGUCCAGAGAUUACCAUCAUUUGUGCGAGACCAAUGAGCGAAGUUGGCUUCCGAGACCAGUCAAAUAAUUCAAACUCGUCAACAAGCUCUAACCAAUCAAAGCCACCAACAGAGGUACCUCCUCGUACCGACAAAAAAGAUGAUUCAUCCCCGCCAAGUGGCAGACCUCCUCGACUUCCUCCACAGAUACCUAGUCGGCUUCCUCCUCCAUCUAGCAGCUCCAUUCACGGCCCUCCUCCUUCACCACGCCCGAGGGUGGCAGCGAGGAAUUCAUCAUCAAUAUCUGAUGAAACACUCUCAUCAAACCCGGAGCAAACAAUGAAAUCUGAUGAGACAAUACAAAGGGAGGAACCCAUUGUUCCAUUAAAACCAAUAUCACUAUCAAAUUCACAAGGGGACAUAACUUCUGAUAAUGUCACAGUUCAAACACAAUUUAAAAAGCCACUUCGUCCUACAAUAAUUCGACCACAGAAGAAAGUUUCUGUGCCUAAUUCUAAGGAGGAGGAAUCUCCAAGAUCAAAAGUAGCGACAUCUGGUGUUAAGGAACAAAAUAUCAAGGGAGAUAACAUAGAUACAGAGAACUCCGAAAAAUCAAGUGUACCUCCUGUGUUGAGGCCUAAACCAGCUGCCAGAGAGAGGCCUAAGUCCAUGUCAAUAGCUGAUAGUGUGAAACGGUUUGAAACUAAGACAGACACUCACUUCAGUAUGUCUGUAACAGCUGGAAAUAAACCCCCCCCUCCACUGACUCCAAAACCUAAACCGAAUGUUCUCCCUAAACCAAACAAGAUCAAUCAUACCUCAUCUUCAUCAGUAUCCUCUACACCAACAUCAGCUGUUGUGUCUCCUGUUGAUACGUCAGAACAGUUACCGGUCGACCAACAACAAAACCAGGACAUAAAUGUGACAAAAACAGCGGAUGAAAGUUUGAAACCAGUAAUGCCGGCUACAAAGGCUUCAAAACGGCCAACAAUAAUCCGUGCACCACCUAAACCCAAACGAUCCAUCCUUAACUCCACCGGGGAUGAGGAGGAGGAUUUAGACAUUGUGAAAGAAGAUAAGAAAGUAGAGGAGAGUUUGAAUGUUGUUGAGAGGAGACAUUGCGUGAAAUCAACAGCUGAUGAUUGUCUAGUCAAUAAAAGCAAUAAAGCACCACCUCUCCCAAAGAAGCGUCCUGUUUCUAUAGCAUCAAUUCCAGAUGGUUUUAGUCUUCAAGGUAAUGUUCAAGGUGAAGAGAGCAAUCAAGUUAUAAAUGUCGACCAGUUUAGACCUAAACCAGCAACACGAGCAAAUGUAACCUCUGAGGAAAAAAAAAGUGAUGGAGUUACUCGCCCUAAGAUCAUUGGACGACCUCCUCCACCAAGUGUAAAAACAAAUCAGGAUUCUGAUGGAAAAAAGCCAAGUAGACCUGUUGCACCUGCUUCAAGACCUAAAUCAGCCGUGUACAAUCUCGAUUCCCAGGAGGACAUUUCUGACUGUUCGUCACCAUCCCAGGGGGAUCACCUGCCUCCUAGACCCACAAGUUUUGACCCUAGACCAAGGACCAAACCAGAAUCUUCAAAGCCUCCUGUUGGCCGACCUCCUCCACCUCAACCAAGAGAGAUGAAGACAUUACCAGUGGAUUAUGAUGGGACAGUCAAGGUAAAGGAAACAGGAGAAGGAAAACCACCUACCAGCAUGGCGCCAACGCGUCCUCCUCCAGCAGCAUCUUCUAGUAUAGGAAACUCCAGGGGUGGCGACAAACCAGAAAAACCACAGCCACCCAGACCUGCCUCUAUGAGAAAAACAAGUAUGCCACAGCCACUUGCCCCUGGAGAGCCGUUCUCCCCACCCAGCCUUCCACCACGCCCCACUCCCGGCCAUCCACUGUACCACUACAUGGCUGGGGUGCCUCAUGGGGUAGCACUGCAUGAUUUUGAUGGAGUGCAUGAAGGGGAUCUUUCUUUCAAAGCUGCAGAUACAGUGCUAUUGGUAGGCCGCAUGGACGAGUCCUGGCUACAGGGUAGAGUUGGCAAUCGAGAGGGCAUUUUCCCAGCUGAGUUUAUACAAAUUGUAAUACCUCUGUCUGACCAGUCACCUGCCAUUGGCCCAGAUAGAACUGCUGAGCCUAUUCAAGCUUGGGGAGAUGACAAUUACGAGAAAGUGGAUUCACAAUCGCUAAAGAAACCUGAUUUAAUUGGUCAAGGCCCCAGAUGUUGUGCUAGGUUUGACUUUGAUGGUGAAGGAGAAAAGGACCUCCAGUUUGAAGAAGGAGAUUAUAUUCGUUUGCUGGAGAAAUUAGGUGAUGAAUGGGCUGAAGGAGAGAUCAAUGGACGUACAGGGAUUUUCCCAUUGGUGUAUGUAGAAAUUAUAGAGGAUCUUCCAUUAAAGAAAACCGAAGAAACACCACAGAUAUCUGAAGUUUCUGGAAAUUUAUCAAGUCCUAUCUCAGCAGAAUCCAAACCACAAUCACCAGAAGAGUUUCCAGUUUCCAUAGUGAUGUACAACUUUGAUGGAUCUGAUCCAGGAGACCUUCCUUUAAAAGUUGGUGACAAGGUGAAAGUCAUUGGCAUUGUGAACGAGGAAUGGUUAUACGGGCAAGUUCAAGAACAAUGUGGACAAUUCCCAGCAAGUUUUAUUGAUCCUGUGCCGAAAGAUCUGACUCCAUAUCACCCAGAAGUGAAAACUGUAACACAAAAUACUACAAAUGAAAAUCUGGCUGGACAGGAGAGUGAUCUCCCCUUGGACACUUACUGUGUUGCUCUUCAUGCAUUCAGUGGUGAAGGAGAUGAUGAGUUGAGUUUUUCUGAAGGUGAUAGAAUACUGAUAUUGGAAAAUCUGGGUCCAGAUUGGUGUAGAGGAACCAUCAAUAACAAAACAGGAAUGUUUCCAUCCAAUUUUGUAGAGAAAGUGCAGCAACUUCCAGGUUACCCUCUGCCAGAAACACCUUCGGAUGUUAAACUUCCUGUACAGUAUGGAAGAGCCAUGUACGACUUUGAUGCAGAAGGAUCCAAUGAGCUUAAACUACAGGUUGGAGAUCGUGUUCUCCUGGGUGAACAUGUUGCGGAAGCUUUAGACUGGAGGUGGGGAGAGAUCGCUGGUCAUCGUGGAAUUUUUCCUGCGGCAUUUGUGGAGCCAGAAUGAGACAAGAAUGAUCUGCCCAGCAUAGUCAUCCAUUUAAUUUGUGAUGUUUUUUGUAGCCAUUCUUUUUACUGUAUUUUCAUACAGGAAGGUCAAAGACAUGACACACAUAUGAUUAACUGUGACAAAAUGAGUGUGGUUUGAUCUUUUUCAGGGUUGCAUGUUGCAUUUUAAACACAA